Molecule: messenger RNA, 1935 nt
Organism: Effrenium voratum
Lineage: Eukaryota; Dinophyceae; Suessiales; Symbiodiniaceae
Source: the annotation of a GenBank genome assembly
AUGCGCAGCGCUGAGCCUGGCUGCAGCCCGGUUUUUGCUGCGCAAGGUGCCUGGGCAAACUUGGGUGUAGGCGACGCGUAUCGCAAGACCUCCUUACUGGAACUUUGCAGGAGCUGGCUUUGCCAAGGGCUCACCAUGUCUGCUGGCAUCGUGCUAUGGAGGGUGCUGCUUCUGCACCGGCAAGGCCUCCUGUCGCCAGCGGAGCUGUGGGAGAUGACGGAGGCGGUGGCGGGCGCGCUGCAGCGCGCGGAGCUGCGGCUCAUGGAGCGCGCGGAGCUGGGGGUGGGCGCCGAGGGCGUGGGCUCCAUGGCCGCCUCCAUGGCGGAGGUCUCAGGCGGCCUUGCUGCCACUGCAGAGACCGCCGCCGUGACGUUGGCGGGCCUGGAGGCGGAGACGGUGCUCACAGCCUCUGCAGUGGCAGCGAUGGCAGCGUUUGCCGCGAGGACCGCUGCACAAAGAAGGGUCAAAGAACAGUUGGCAGCAUCGGCGAAAGAGGACGAGCACCUCAUGCAUUUGCAGCUCGCCUGGCGUGCCGUGCUGCGACAGCACCCGGAAGCGGUGAUCGAGGCGAACUUUUUGGGUAUGCCCAUCAGCUACGAGAAGGUGAAGGAGCGGUGGCCCCGGCUGGUGGAGACACUCGGGAUUUCAGAGGAGGAGGCGCUGCGGAUUAUUCAGAUGGAUGCGACACCCUUGCUGGUGGAGUCUGAUUCCGUCUCAGAGGUGUUGGCCCGCCUCGCUGCCAUCAGCUCCAGAGACAAGGCCUUGGAGCUGGUGGGGCGCAGCCCGUCGUUGCUGGUCGGUGGGGCCAUGCACAAGGCAGACAAGAACAUGGCCGCGGCGUCCUUGAUAGACGUUCUCUACGCGGGACGUUUGUACAAGGUGCUUGAGGAAGAGGGACGGGACAAUGAAGGCAAGCUGGCCGAGAUUGAGCUGUACGCCGGCUUGCUCUCAGCUUUCCGGCCCUGCGUGGAUCUGGUGCUCUCAGGCCUCACCGCCCGCGACGCCACCGACGCCACGCGCCGGCUCUUUCGGACGCUUCAGGAGAGUGCGCCGAAUGAAUCGAUUCGCGUCCUACUGGGGCGAGUGGCAGACGCCGAUGAGCCUUGGUCCUACCUUGCCGAUCAAACCAGGGCAGGCUUCUCCAUCGGAGGGCGGCUGGCGCUACAGCCUGCGCUGACGCAGAAGAUCCUCCCGCACUCCCGGCCCAUUGUGAAUCACCUGCCCUCGAUUUACACUCGCCUCUCCAUCUUGGGUCCGCACGUGCCAAGCAUUGUGCGCAUCCUGGACCAGUACCUGGAUGUUGUGGAGCCGCACCUAGACAGGAUCAUGGAGCGGAUGGACAGGAUUGAGCCACACCUGCCGUACAUCCUGCUUCACUUGGAUGUGCUGGCCAAGCACUGUGGCCCCUUGCUUGACCACUUUGACCUGCUUCUGCCAUAUGCUGAGCUAGGCCGCGCUCGUCCCACCCCUGACCUGGAGCGAUGCUUUGAUGAGCCGCAGAUCGAGUCGGUGGAGGCGUGCGUCGUGGACAACCUGGUUGACGACUGGGAAGGUGCAGCAAAGGUGGAGGAGAAUUCCUACCUUCCCAAGCUGCUGCCCUAUGUCGACUUCCUGGUGCCGCACCUCGACGAGCUGGCGCCCCAUCUUCCCCUGGCGCACCCGCAUUUGCCAUAUGUCCUGCCCUACAUGGAUGACUUGUUGCCCUACAUCCAGUGCUUCACCCGUUUUCCGGAGGCAUCAAAGAAUGCCGAUGUCCUCGUUGGAUAUCUUGGUUGGCUCUUGAGAUUGCCUUUGAUUCCAAGGAUAUUGUACGUCCCGGGGGUGCCUCGCCUCGUGUGCUGGAUCAGCAAGCGGCUGCCGCGGCGAUUCGUCCGAGGCAGACUGGAGCGGGUCCGGAGGAGGCACGAGGCCGAGGAAGCGGCAGCUGGCGGCUGA